Molecule: messenger RNA, 875 nt
Organism: Triticum aestivum (bread wheat)
Lineage: Eukaryota; Viridiplantae; Streptophyta; Magnoliopsida; Poales; Poaceae
Product: probable E3 ubiquitin-protein ligase ATL44
Exons: 1
Coding region: 79-666 (195 amino acids)
Source: RefSeq, a predicted model, not a curated record
CCCUAGUACCCACUCCACACAGAGACCUCCCCGCUCUCAUCUCGUCCUGUCUCACACGGAAGAAAACCAACGAGCAAAAUGCCGCGCCACCUGCUGCAGCAGUCCGUCGACCGCCUCGCCGCACUGGCCGCGCCACCGGCGGCCGCCAUGGCGCACGGCGGGACGAGCGUGCACACGGACACGCUGCUCAUCCUGGCGGCGGUGCUCUGCUUCCUGCUCUGCGUGGUCGGGCUGGCCAUGGUGGCCCGGUGCUCCCGCCUGUGCAACCCCUCCGCCUUCUCCGUCGACGCGCCAGGAGCAGUGGGGGCGCCGUGCAAGGGGAUCAAGAAGAAGGCGCUGCAAGCGCUCCCCACCGUGUCCUGGCGGCCAGAGCAGAGGAAGGAGGCGGACGAGGAGGAGGGGGAGCGGCCGGAGUGCGCCAUCUGCCUGGCGGAGUUCGCGCCCGGCAACGAGGUGCGCGUGCUCCCGACGUGCGGCCACGACUUCCACGCCGCCUGCGUCGACGUCUGGCUACUGUCCAACUCCACCUGCCCCUCCUGCCGGCGCGCCCUCAUCCUCAUCGUCGCGGCCGCCCAGUCGCCGGCAGCCAACGAAUCUCCGACUCCUCAAACGUGCUGUGAGCGCGCCGACGCCGUCGCGGCUGCACAGGCCUCGGUCGUAUGGUAGUAUGCAGUAUGCUCGCAACGUACAUAUAUGACAUACGCACGUAAUAUGGUCGCUUACGUACAUACGUAUUAGAAAAUGCAAACUGUACAGCGUCGCGUGCGAUGAUGCAUCACUUGGUUAGUGUAUGUGACAUUUUCGUCGAUGUGUAAAUACUUGUACGUCACCUUCGGUUAGUUUGGAGAGUUUUUACGGUCUCUCACAAAUACCGG